AUGAUAGAUAAAACAUUCACAAGUGUACCACCAGAUAGAUAUUUUAAAUUAUUAAUUCAAGAAUUUGCUUUUGCUGUUGAUCAAGAUUUAGUAGUAGCCGUUAUUGCAUUUGUGAAACCUGACAAGAUUCAUGUUAGUUUUUCAAUUCAUGAUUCAAAAUCCAGUGAACAAUUAUUAGCUGAAUAUCUAUUAGUUGAUUUCCUAUUAGAAAUUUUAAAUAUUGUUAAAAUUCAAGAUGUUAUGUUAAAAAUUAUCAAAGAUAAAGAAUAA
Rotaria sp. Silwood1 is the source of this 270-nucleotide messenger RNA. NCBI's taxonomy places the organism in Eukaryota, Metazoa, Rotifera, Eurotatoria, Philodinida, Philodinidae. The record is from the annotation of a GenBank genome assembly.